AUGGCUCCCAUCACCAUGGCGGAGGUGGCCAAGCACACCACCAAGACCGAUUGCUGGGUAGUCGUGGCUGGUGAGGUGCUCGACGUGACCUCGUUCCUUAGCCAGCACCCUGGAGGCGAGCUGGCCAUCCUCACGUUCGCCAGUAAGGAUGCCACCGAGGAAUUCAACAUGAUCCACCCUCCAGACGUGAUCCCGAAGUACGCCCCGGACGCCGCCAUUGGCAAACUUGGGGCAGGCGGCGGAGAUGACAAGCCAAAGAAGGAGAAGAAGGAGAAGAAGAUCAAGUCUGGCGGCGGUGGCGGCGGUGGCGGCGGCCUCACCAUGGCGGAGGUGGCCAAGCACACCACCAAGACCGAUUGCUGGGUGGUCGUGGCUGGUGAGGUGCUCGACGUGACCUCGUUCCUUAGCCAGCACCCUGGAGGCGAGCUGGCCAUCCUCACGUUCGCCGGUAAGGAUGCCACCGAGGAGUUCAACAUGAUCCACCCUCCGGACGUGAUCCCGAAGUACGCCCCUGACGCCGCCAUUGGCAAGCUUGGGGCAGGCGGCGGUGCCGACGAGAAGGAUGAUUCGGACGAUGACGACGACUCGGAUGAGGAUGAGGAGGAGGCUGUCGGUGGUGGCGGCGGGUACAGCCCGGAGGAGGUGGCGAAACACGUCACCAAGGAUGAUUGCUGGGUCAUCCUCGGCGGAAAGGUGCUCGACGUGACCUCCUUCCUGUCGCAGCACCCGGGGGGCGAGCUGGCGAUCCUCACGUUCGCAGGCAAGGACGCCACGGCGGAGUUUGACAUGAUCCACCCGCCCGACGUGGUCGGCAAAUACGCGCCAGACGCCGUCAUCGGCGACGUCGGCAGCGGCGGCGGCGCGAAGAAGAAGAAGGAGAAGGCGCCCAAGAAGGGCGGCAAGCCGGUCAUCCUGGACAAGGGCGGCAAGAUCGCCAACCACCAGGCUUGA
This is a messenger RNA of Prorocentrum cordatum, 951 nucleotides long. The record is from the annotation of a GenBank genome assembly. Lineage: Eukaryota; Dinophyceae; Prorocentrales; Prorocentraceae.